CGUUGCCCAGUCGGGGACGCAGCUUCCGGGAUGCGGCGGGGCCUUUGUGUCUCCCGCCGCCGGAGCGUGGCGUCGUGUCUUCGCCGCUCUGCGCCCUCUGCCCGGAAAGGCCGCGGCCCCGUGACCCUGUGAUCUGCAGAAACUCGGAGCUGCGCGGCUGAGACGCCGCGACCGCCUGAAGCCCGGACAUGGGACCACUGACAUUUAGGGAUGUGAAAAUAGAAUUCUCUCUGGAGGAGUGGCAAUGCCUGGACACUGCGCAGCGGAAUUUAUAUAGAGAUGUGAUGUUAGAGAACUACAGAAACCUGGUCUUCUUGGGUAUUGCUGUCUCUAAGCCAGACCUGAUCACCUCGCUGGAGCAAGGAAAAGAGCCCUGGAAUCUGAAGAGUCAUGCGAUGGUAGCCAAACCCCCAGUUAUAUGGUCUCAUUUUGCCCAAGACCUUUGGCCAGAGGAGGGCAUAAAAGAUUCCUUCCAAAAAGGGAUACUGAGAACAUAUGGAAAAUAUGGACAUGAGAGUUUACAGCUAAGAAAAGACUGUAAACAUGUGGAUGCAUGUAAGGUGUACAAAGGAGGUUAUAACCAAUGUAUGAUGACUACUGAGAGCAAAAUAUUUCAGUGUGAUAAAUUUGUGAAAGUCUUUCAUAAAUUUUCCAAUUUAAAUAGAAGAAAGAUAAGACAUACUAGAAAGAAACCUUUCAAAUGUAAAAACCAUGGCAAAUCAUUUUGCAUGCUUUCACAACGAACUCAACAUAAGCAAAUUCAUACUAGAGAGUAUUCUUACAAAUGUGAAGAAUGUGGUAAGGCCUUUAACUGGUCCUCAACACUUACUAAACAUAAGAUAAUUCAUACUGGAGAAAAACCCUACAAAUGUGAAGAAUGUGGCAAAGCUUUUAACCGGUCCUCAAAUCUUACUAAACAUAAAAUAAUUCAUACUGGAGAGAAACCCUACAAAUGUGAAGAAUGUGGCAAAGCUUUUAACCGGUCCUCAACCCUUACUAAACAUAAAAGAAUUCAUACAGAAGAAAAACCCUACAAAUGUGAAGAAUGUGGCAAGGCCUUUAACCAGUUCUCGAUUCUUACUAAACAUAAAAGAAUUCAUAUGGAAGAUAAACCCUACAAAUGUGAAGAAUGUGGCAAAGCCUUUAGAGUAUUUUCAAUUCUUAAAAAACAUAAGAUAAUUCAUACUGGAGAAAAACCCUACAAAUGUGAAGAAUGUGGCAAAGCCUUUAACCAGUUCUCAAACCUUACUAAACAUAAGAUAAUUCAUACUGGAGAGAAACCCUACAAAUGUGAUGAAUGUGGCAAAGCCUUUAACCAGUCCUCAACCCUUACUAAACAUAAAAGAAUUCAUACUGGAGAAAAACCCUAUAAAUGUGAAGAAUGUGGCAAAGCUUUUAAACAAUCCUCAACCCUUACUGAACAUAAGAUAAUUCAUACUGGAAAGAAACCCUACAAAUGUGAAGAAUGUGGCAGGGCCUUUAGCUGGUCCUCAGCUUUUACUAAACAUAAGAGAAAUCAUAUGGAAGAUAAACCAUACAAAUGUGAAGAAUGUGGCAAAGCCUUUAGUGUAUUCUCAACCCUUACUAAACAUAAAAUAAUUCAUACUAGAGAGAAACCCCACAAAUGUAAAGAAUGUGGCAAAGCCUUUAACCAGUCCUCAGUUUUUACUAAACAUAAAAUAAUUCAUACUGAAGGGAAAUCCUACAAAUGUGAAGGAUGUUGUAAUUCUUUUAACCAGUCCUCAAACAUUAGUACACAUAAGAUAAUUUAUACUGGAGAGAAACCCUACAAAUAUGAACAAUGUGACAGAGCCUUUAACAACUUCUCAACUCUUAUUACACAUCAGAUAAUUUAUACUGGAGAGAAACCCUACAAACAUGAAGAAUGUGGUGGAGCCUUUAACAAAUCCUCAAAUUAUACUCAAGAGAAACUACAAACCUGAUAGAUGUGACAGUGAUUUUGACUACACCUUAAACUUUUCUAUAUGUAAACCAUACUGAUGAGAAACCCUAGAAAUGUGAGGAAUGUGACAAAACCUUUAAAUGGUUGUUACUCUUGAUUGUAGGUAAGAUAAUUUAUAUUGGAGAAAAAUCCUACAAGUGUGAAGAAUGUGGCAAACUUUUAACCAAUGCUGACACCUUAUUGCACAGGAAAGCACUUAUACUUGAGAAAAAACUAUAUAAAUAAUGUGGAAAAGCCAUUUAUAUCUGCUCACAUCUUAUUCAACAUCAGAGAGUUCAUACUCAAUAAAAUAUAAUUACUUUCAAAAGAUUCAAAAAAUAUAGGCCUUCAACAUGAAGAAGAGUAUUCUUAAGACAAACAUUACAACCGUAGGGGGUUGUAGUAGUUUCACUUUUAUGAUAGGUCUUAUUGUACACAUGUUGUACUAGAAGAAAACCCUAAAGCAGUUGCUCAAACUUUGUUCAGCAUCAGGGAAUUUAUAUUGGAAAAAACCCUGCAAAUGUAAUAAAUAUGAAUUUUUUUUUUCCCCAAAGCUACAGCUUGGAAAACAGAGUUCAUACUAAAUUAUAUUUUUGCAGAUGCAGUAAAUUUGAUAAAUAUUUAAUCUAAAGUCUAUGUAAAUAGAGAAUUCAUAAUAGAAAUAAGGCAUAAAGCAUUGACACUUCAGAUAUUACACUAGAGUGUUGAGUAGGAAAUAAUCCACAACUAAAAUUUUAGAUAAGUUAUUUUUGUAUGACUUUAAAAGACAAAGAUUGUUUGGAGAUUUAUAAUUACUUUCAAAGUAUCCUUUUUCUUGAAGAAAAUUACAGAUUUUUUGAAAUGCAAUUAUGUAAUUUAACUCUCAAAUUUAUGUUUUUUUUCAUUCCUGUUGUAUUCUCAUGUGAAAGCAAGUGAUCAGUUGUUGCUGCAUCAGAGAUAAGAGAUUCUUUUUUAUAAGUGGGCAUUAUCUAUGACCCUUUUUAUGGAAGAGUGAGAAAAUUAUUAGAUGCAUGAGGAAAAUCUAGAGAUGCUCUUUGUGGUUAACUUAGAAUCUUAAGUGCUGCUUGAGGUAGUUGUUCGGCCUGAUAUUCUUUUGCAUUAUAAUGAGAAAUUUUAAAAUUUUAAUUAAAAUUAGUACUGUAUCAUUUUGUUGAUUGUGCUUUUAUGUAAUGCAGUACUUUAAAAAUUUA
This is a messenger RNA of Saimiri boliviensis boliviensis (Bolivian squirrel monkey), 3132 nucleotides long. RefSeq lists its product as uncharacterized. Gene Ontology annotation, molecular function: DNA-binding transcription activator activity, RNA polymerase II-specific; RNA polymerase II cis-regulatory region sequence-specific DNA binding. Gene Ontology annotation, biological process: regulation of transcription by RNA polymerase II. The record is from RefSeq and is a predicted model, not a curated record. Gene Ontology annotation, cellular component: nucleus. NCBI's taxonomy places the organism in Eukaryota, Metazoa, Chordata, Mammalia, Primates, Cebidae.